AUGGAACAGUAUUUGCAUUUAGUAUUGAAUUAUACGGCAUCAGUUUCUCGAAAUUUUGAUGAUGAAAAUUUUUCUGGCGAACAAGAUGAUAAUACAUUUGCUGUUAGUGAACUUCAUUAUAAAAUUCCAUUUUGGAUCGGUGUUAUUGUAAUUAGUCUUCUUUUUUUAUCAGCUAUUAUUGCAUCAAUCCGUUAUUGUUUUUAUACUCUAUGUUCAUCACAUGCCGAAACAGAAAAAGUAACAUUAGUACCACCAAAAUCACCUUGUCUAACGACUACUACUAAUACAAUUCAACGUCAACGACGUCAAUUGCCUGUUAAUCUUUCUCAUCAUAUAUCAGAUGACAAUGAAAAACCAGUGUCAUUUUCAGAUGAAUCGAAAGAUCAUCAUUCAAAUAUAUCAAUUAUACCUAUUGUUCGUCAACAUUCUCGACCAAAUUUUACAUCUACACAACAUCAUCAUACAAAUAUUGAUACAAAAGAUAUUAAUAAAAAUAAUUUUUCGUCCAUUCAAUCAUCACAAUCUCAAGUACCAGUUGAUUUUCGAAAAAAAAUUCAUGGUAUUUAUGUUUUACCUGUUUCACCUACACUUUCAUCAUCAUCAUCAACAACAAAUACUGAUGAAAUAAUAAAGAAUGGUUCGAAUACAAUGCCUAUUCGAUCAUUAAGACAUAUAUCAUCGUCAAUAAAUGUUCAUAAUGAUUCAACAUGUCGUGGUAUUAAAAAUAAUAGUUUUGCUGAUUCACCACAACCAAAAGAUCGUACAUUACCUCGAUCUCAUGCAAGUACAUUACGACGUAUUCAACCACCAGCACAACCUCCACCAUUACCACCAACUAUAUCACAACUUCAUUUCAAUAAUGUUCGUUCAUCAAUUAAUAUUAAUAAUGAUAAAUCAUUAGUUCAACAUCAAUCAGCUACAAUAGAUCUUGAUCAUGAUAAUAUUAUUGCUCUUCGUUAUAAUAGUCAAAAAAUCUAUGGUAAAUUCGAAGAAAACCAUUUGAAAAAAUCUUUACCACCACCAGUACCUUGUCGAUCACAAAAACCGACGAUGUUAUCAAUUGGUUUUGAAGGUUUAACAGCAACAACACAACCAGAUUCAAUUGGUUUUCGAGUAGCAAUUGAAUCAUCUCCACAAGACGAUUAUUCUGAGCAUACAUGGCCAAAACCACCUGAAUCAAUGACAACAUCAGAAAUUAGUGUACCACAAAUUCUUCCACCAUCGAUACCUUAUGAUCGUCUUCAUCAUGAUCAUUUAAUGCCUACUGUACUUAUGCGUCAUAAUAGUACAACUAAUUUUUUUCAACAUCAUCGAUUUGGUGAACAUACUAUAUUGACAGAAUCAGAAACAUGA
Molecule: messenger RNA, 1353 nt
Organism: Rotaria sp. Silwood2
Lineage: Eukaryota; Metazoa; Rotifera; Eurotatoria; Philodinida; Philodinidae
Source: the annotation of a GenBank genome assembly